Messenger RNA from Camellia sinensis, 2100 nucleotides. The record is from RefSeq and is a predicted model, not a curated record. Lineage: Eukaryota; Viridiplantae; Streptophyta; Magnoliopsida; Ericales; Theaceae.
AUGGUUUGUACAAGGCUAGAUGUUGCUCACGCCAUUGGUGUGCUCUAUGGUCUUCUCCCCAACAGCACAGCCCAGUUUUCUCCUCCUUCCCCAUGGAAUGUCACCAAAGACCCAAAUGCAUGUUCAUGGAAGGAGAUUGAUACCUUGGAGGUUGUUGAUCUCUCCAACAAUCACUUGAGCUCAAUCCCAGAUGAGUUCAUGACCGGUUGUGGAAAGAUUACUAGGUUGAAACUGUUGAAUAUUAGUAGGAACAAAUUGUCUGGCCCUUUACCCACUUUUAAUGGUUUUGCUAAGUUGGAGUCCUUGGACUUGUCUCACAAUUCAUUGGGUGGACGCAUUGAUUUACAGCUUGAUGGGUUGGUUGGUCUCAAAAGUUUGAACCUUGGCUUCAACCAGUUCAUCGGCUCUGUUCCUAUGAACAUUGGAAAAUCCAUGGUUUUGGAGGAGCUUGGGCUUUCUGCCAAUCACUUUGAAGGUAAAUUCCCUGAAUCAAUUGCGAAUUAUUCGAAAUUAACUACAAUUGAUCUUAGUUUCAAUUACAUUUAUGGGUCAAUCCCUAAUAGAUUUGGAGAGCUUCUCAAUCUGCAACUUUUGAUUCUAUCUUCUAAUAAUUUGAGUGGUGGAAUCCCAAAAUUCCUUUCAACUAUCCAAAACCUAUGGCGAUUCGCGGCCAACCAGAAUUCUUUUUCUGGUGUUAUUCCAGUUGGGAUUACAAAACAUCUCAAGAAUUUAGACCUUAGUUAUAAUAAGUUAAAUGGGUCAAUUCCUGGAGACCUUUUAUCCCAAUCAAAUUUGCAGAGUGUAGAUUUAUCUUAUAAUUCAUUAAGUGGGCCAAUACUUGCAAAUAUGUCUCCAACCUUGUUGAGGUUGAGAUUAGGAAACAAUCAAUUGAAUGGGACAAUCCCAUCUUCAUCUUUUGGAAGCCUUCAAACACUGACCUAUUUGGAGUUGGAAAACAAUAGUUUGAGUGGGUCAAUACCUCCUGAAUUGAGUUCGUGCAAGAAUUUAGCACUGCUGAAUCUUGCUAACAACCACCUCACUGCAUUGCGGAAACUGAAUAUCGGCUGGAAUUCACUGAACGGUUCGAUACCAUCUUCAAUUUCAAGCUUGCAAUCUCUUACCAACUUGGAUCUACGAGGCAACAAUCUCAGCGGUUCAAUAACUGCUUCAAUUGGUAACUUGAAUUCCCUUUUAAAACUCCAACUAGGGAACAACAAACUCAAUGGGACAAUUCCGUUGAUGCCACAGACUUUGCAGAUUGCACUAAAUUUAAGCAGCAAUCUCUUUGAAGGACCUAUACCUAGAACGUUAUCAAGAUUGUUCAGAUUAGAUGUGUUGGAUCUUUCCAACAACAAAUUUUCUAGUCAGAUUCCCCAGUUCUUUACAUCCGUUACAGUUGAUGUAUGUGGAAACAAAGGUCUCAUUAGCACUACAAAUUCAAACUCUCCCUCAUUAUCUCCAAAACAGAGAAAGACAAUGGAUGCGGGAGUCCUUUCAUUUGCUGCUGGCAGUGCCUUGGGCUUUGUGUUAGUAACAAUUAUUGUUGUUUUUAUUUCCAGGCAAGGAAAUGGUGGUUUAGAUAUCAUGGCUUUUGUGGACAUGUUGAUGGGUUUUGAACGAUUCUUAAUACAAUUUUAUAGUGUCAAAGGUCAUUGGAUAACUGAUAAUAGCAUCCAUAAAUCAAAGCUUAACUUAUCCAAAGCCAUGGAGGCAGUUUCCAAACCUGUUAACAUGAUGCUGAAGAGUGAGUUCUGCACCUACUACAAGGCUGUCAUGCCUUGUGGGAUGAGUUAUUGCAUCAAGAAGCUAAAUUGGAGCUGUAAGGCAUUCCAAUUGUUUAACCCUGAGAGGUUUGUUCAAGAGCUAAUGGUUUUAGGUAAGCUAAGCAAUUCAAAUAUCAUGAUCCCUCUAGCUUAUACUUUAACAGCUCGUAGCGCAUAUGUUGUUUACGAAAAUCCUCAACAUGGAACCCUCUUUGACCUUCUGCAUACAAACACACAGCCCAGUUUGCUCCUCCUUCCCCAUGGAAUGUCACCAAAGACCCAAAUCCAUGUUCAUGGAAGGGUCUACAUGGGUGCUCCACUUCAACUGGACCCAUAA